Molecule: messenger RNA, 1048 nt
Organism: Dentiscutata erythropus
Lineage: Eukaryota; Fungi; Glomeromycota; Glomeromycetes; Diversisporales; Gigasporaceae
Source: the annotation of a GenBank genome assembly
AUGUUAAUUUGCCUUAAAAUUCCAUCUUUCAGCCAAAUUUUCUUAUACUACCCCGAAAUCUUCAUCGCACUUUAUUCCAAUGCUCUUUCUCGCGUCAUUGGAGGUUUUGAAUCUGAGACUAUUAUCAAUUUAUGUACUUCCAGAAUUCAAAUAGUCGAGAUUGGUAAAAAAGCUUUCUUAAAUACAAAAGAGAAAGGAACCGAGGAAGAAACAAAUAAAAUUGAUGUUAAAAAGCUUCACAUAUAUUUAUUCUUUGGUUAUUUGUUGUUGCCUUGUAAACACUCAGGAACUUUUAAAUUUUCCGAGCAUAAAUUCCCUCUGUUCCGUCCAGAAAGAUGUAUUAUAGAACUUUGUUAUCUUAUGUUAAGAUUAUGUGGCUGUACAUUUAUUUGCUCAACCGCUUCCUUUUUGACCUAUAAUAUGUUAGUUUUUACUAAUAAUUCAUCACCUGAUAAAUUUUCCGUAUUCCUUAUGCUCGCUCUGGUUUUUCAGUUAGUAUCAAUCUUUGCUUCUGCAAGGCAUUUCUAUCUAUUUGUCUAUACGUGUAUUAGUUUCUUUUAUUUGAUUCAAAGUUUACCCACCGAUCACAAAUAUGAUUACGUACAAUUUGAAGUCAAUUUUAUUUUACCAAGUUUUUAUUCCAUUAUAAUAAUUAGUAUAUCAAUCCGUCUAUUUCUAUUUUUUCUCAUUUUUUUAACCGGUAAUCAAAUUAUUUAUCCUUCUCUCGCUUCCACUGUAUUCGAAGUGCUCCUUACACUAGCAUUAUUAAGACCUAUUUCCAAUGCUGAAUCACAAGCUAUCGACAAAUGGUAUGAUAAUCAUUCUACCCGUGUAAAAGUGUCCAUCUGCCGCAAAAAUCCUGCAAAAAAUCAUAUCGAAGUAAUACAGGUGCCCGAUCCGGAAAAAGAACCAACAUCUGAUUUAGAAAAUCAAGCAAUACUCCUGGGAAUGCAAUUAAACUUUGAAGAGGAUGACAACUUUGAAGAAGAGGAAUUAGACAUUUUCAAUUUUAUGAUAUAUUUAUUACUCGAGAUGAAGUUUUUUGCAC